GCAUCAGACGAUCCGGGCUAGGGGUUCCAGGGGUUAUCUCUAUCGAUUCGAGGCUGCGCGACAUAUGCUCCAGAAGGUUCUACUACAACCCAUGACCAGUGCUCCAUGCGGUACAUAGCCCUAUGACUCAUUAGUUGUAGAUAUGACUCAGACUGGAUUUGGGUAUAAAUACUGUAGCUACUUGGUUGUAUUCUCCAGUCUUCGAAUUCACUUCUCUUUUCGACUUUGUUUUUGGGUUGAUUGUCACAUACUGCUCCUACCAUGUCAGGACAUCUGUGACAAUCAACCCAAAAAUGAAGUCGAA
This is a messenger RNA of Mycena citricolor, 304 nucleotides long. Lineage: Eukaryota; Fungi; Basidiomycota; Agaricomycetes; Agaricales; Mycenaceae. The record is from the annotation of a GenBank genome assembly.